Messenger RNA from Emericellopsis atlantica, 741 nucleotides. RefSeq lists its product as uncharacterized. The transcript has a single exon. The record is from RefSeq and is a predicted model, not a curated record. Lineage: Eukaryota; Fungi; Ascomycota; Sordariomycetes; Hypocreales; Bionectriaceae. Bases 1 to 741 code for a protein of 246 amino acids.
AUGUGCGUGCCGGACGUGCGCCUAUGCAGAGCCUGCGGCGACAAGCGUCCCUACUGGUGGACCAAAUGCCUUGCCUACCGGCGCACCGAGCGCAAAGCCUGUACCGAAGGCUACCCCACGCCCUUUCCGCCGACUAGAUGCCCCGUGUAUCUUCACAAGCCCCAGAUCGGCAAGCAAUGGCCGUACAUGUAUCCCUCCUUCCAAUGCCCCAACACCAAAUGCCCCGACAGAGUCAACGCGCCAAUGAUACUGGCCAAAUUAGAGCGCGCCAGGCUCGACAAGAAGCGACGAGAUGAGGAGCUCAAACAGGUGGAGGAGCUUCGCAAGGAGGAGUUUGCGAGAAAGUACUUCAAGAAGAAAGUGGUCUUGACCUAUCCCGAGCGCGUACGCCGCAUCGAAGCCCUCGAGCAGCAGAAGCGGGCCGGAGAAGAAGCCAGAGAGACGGAGCAGAAGCGUAUCUACGACGAGUGGCUUGCAGAGAAGCAGCGCGAAGUCCAGUAUCACGACGAAAUGCGCAACAUAGAAGAAGGGCGCGUGGGAAAAGAGGACAACCCUGAGCUGCAGUUCACCGUCUACGACGACGAUGACCAUGCGUGGACCGACUCGGCCAUUGCGUCUGAAGACGAAGACUACCUAAUCGACGACCAGCAGAGCCCUGUCAUUAGCGCUACCUCGCUUGUUGAUAUGAAGAGGGGAGUGUACUCGCUGGCAGAGCUACAGAAGACGGGGCGCAUGGACUGA